GAUGUUGUUGAUCGUACACGAUCGUCGGGCGGUCGCAACAUCGAAUGUAUUCUAGCCCUACAAAAUAAUUAUAUAAGGCGGUGCUUUAUCGCUCGUCCUUAUGCAUAUUCGCUCCUCUUUAUGCAAAUGUGACCUAAUAACAGAAGCUUCGUACAGCCGGAUACAUAUCUACGUGUGUUUGAAGCGCUAGUACACCAACAAUCAUGAACUACGACAGCCUUCGUUCCCCGUACGAAGACGAUUUGCAUGGACAAUGUCCUCGCAAGCGUCUGAAAGGCGAACAUGGUACCGAAACGGAAUCCGAAAGGCUGCUUCAAGAGAUGCUAACAAAACAGCUUGACACCCGGUUUUCCGUCAAACAUCUUUCAGAGCAGCAGAAACACUUCACAGCUGCCGGGAACUAUGUGGAACUCCCUGUCGCUGGCGCUCGCUCUUUGGAUGAGUACAAAGCAGUCGAUUCACGUGAACAAGAGAUACAAGUAUUGCUGAAAUGUGGUCUCACGAACGAUGAAAUCGAACUAUAUCUCCAGUCAAAAGACUCUGCGAUGGUAAAGCAAAAGCACCCUUUGAUGGAUCCAGUCAUGCUGGAUUCGAGGCUGAAGCAUAUAGAGUCAAAGGUGAAGAAUGGCCAGAAGUUCAUUGAAAAUGCCUGCUUAGACCAACUGAAGAGCGAAGAGCACUUUGCUUACUUGGGGAUUGAUGGUGCCGGCACAUCGUCUUUGGAGACUAUCACCUGCACGGAGAGUUCUUCCUCACAAACGGCACUUCCUAAAGAUCCCAUGAGCCACAUCGCAGAGUUUUUGCAGAGACUGAUGGAAAGAGUGAUGAGCAGGAGAAGAAAGAAGAGACAAACUGAACCAGAGCAUUGCCUGUCGCAUACAAAUGAAGAUGAAAAGCAAGCACCAGAUAAGAGCAGCGAAUGUGCUGAAGGGAAGCGUCGUCCAGACCCGACCAUCUAUCAUGCUGUUGUGCCCCUUCCCGAAGACGAAAUAACAGCGGAAAGACUCGGGCUUGACGAGAUUAAAAAGCUGCCACGCUUCCAUGAUUACAGUCCAGGGUGUGAAAGCCAAGUGCUGUACCUGAAAAACCUGCACCACAAAACAGACAUUCGAGAACUGAUGGCACUAUUUUGCCGCUUCGAUGAGGAGGCUUGCCCAGUGAAGUACAGGCUUUUGUCUGGCAAGUUGAGGGGACAAGCAUUUAUCACUUUACCGAAUGUACAGGCUGCCAAAAAGGCACUGGAGCUGUGCAAUGGAUAUGUUCUAAGAGGAAAGCCAAUGGUCAUAGAGUAUGGAAAAAAUAAAACAAGAACGGCUUAAACUAGUCUG
Molecule: messenger RNA, 1328 nt
Organism: Rhipicephalus microplus (southern cattle tick)
Lineage: Eukaryota; Metazoa; Arthropoda; Arachnida; Ixodida; Ixodidae
Product: RNA-binding protein 41
Biological process (GO): mRNA splicing, via spliceosome
Cellular component (GO): U12-type spliceosomal complex
Molecular function (GO): pre-mRNA intronic binding; U12 snRNA binding
Source: RefSeq, a predicted model, not a curated record